CGCGGAUUCUAACCCCUCUGAUCAUCGGCUGUAUGGGGUCGCAUCUGUCAAUUUUUCAAGUCUAGUUUCUUGUUUAGUGUCGCUGUGUUUAUUAGUUAUUAGUUUUAGUUUGCAUUUCUGAUCGAUACCUUCUAAUGCGAAUAUUCCGCGCAGUGUAAACAGUGAUAAAUCGCAGCGAAAUCCGAUAAAAACCAUGAAGGAAUCGUGAGUAUAAUAUGCGAAACGGUGGUAACCGGAAAAGUAAAGUAAAACACCGGCCAGUAAAUCGAUCGUACAGCCUCCUAUGAAAAUGUGCGAAUUUUAUGUUAGUUAAUGAAAUUAUACUCCUAUUAAAUAAGUGAAACAGUGAUAUAAAAAAAUUUUGUGAUAUGUGCUACUUAACAACCUGCAAACAUAAACUCUAAUGCGAUAAUUCAACUGUAAAUAUACACCAAAAAUCGAUACACCAAACCAGCCAAAAACCGACGAAAAAUCAUUUAAAUCCUUCAUUCAAAAAAAUGAAAUCCUUCGAUUGCGAAUCGUCCUCGGAAGGCGACGAACCCACCAUGCACGCCAUCGCACGGGGGGCGGUCGAACCGCCGCAGUGGCUGCGAGCGGGCGGCCCCAACUGGGGCUGGCAAGCGGCGGGCGGUCCGAGUUCGUCGCAUCCGGCGGCCUCCUCGGCGUUGGACCCGGCGGGGUUCCCGCAAUUUCCGGCGAACGCGGAGGAGAACCAGCAGGUGCCCGGCAGGCGGACGCCGCUCAGCGCCGUCGGCCUCAGCGGAUUCUACUUCCAGGGCGGCCAGUCCAAUCCGAACAUCGUCGGCCACGGGCCCCCGUCCGACGAGAACAACCCCGAUCCCGGCUGUUCCGGCCAGAGCGCCAGAGCGCAGGAAUCGCGAUUGCAGAAUCCCCAGAACCCGGGGUCGAGCAAAGGGAAGAACAGGCAGGGAAAAACCGUCCGGUUGAACAUCAACGCCAGAGAGAGGAGGAGGAUGCACGAUCUGAACGACGCUCUGGAUGAAUUAAGAGGGGUAAUCCCCUACGCCCACUCGCCCUCCGUCAGGAAGCUGUCCAAGAUAGCCACCCUCCUGCUGGCCAAGAACUACAUCCUGAUGCAGGCCAACGCGCUGGAGGAGAUGAAGCGCAUCAUCGGCUACCUGCAGGGGACGGCGGCGGGCGCCGUCGGCGCCGGCAUCGUCGCCCCGCCCGCCUUCGAUUUGCAGGGCUUCCCCGCCGCCGCCAAGUUCCUGCAGCAGCAGUCGCUGCAGCCCGACGGCGCGAGAGGGCGCGAGCAGGGCUCCGGCGGGCCCGGAGCGGCCGUUUAGGCAUCGCCGAAGAGAGGAAAUUAAACUGAAUUUAUUUUAAAUUUUGUAAUUCAAAGGGAGAUGUAGGGUGAGAUGAGGUUGAAUAUCUCCCUUUGAGGCAUUAAACUGAUCUAGUAAGGAUACGUUUUAGAUGGUUUAUGUAACAAAUAUGAGUCCUAAUUGUGCCAAACUAAUCGAUUAGGGAAUCUCUGAUGAACUUGUUAGGGAUUUAACCGUCGAUUGAAUUAAUUAGAAGCAAUAUAAUUAGCAAUACAAUUGUAAGUGUCGUACUCGAUUGCAGCUAGUCAAUUAGAUAUUAAGUAUAGGA
Phyllotreta striolata is the source of this 1614-nucleotide messenger RNA. Lineage: Eukaryota; Metazoa; Arthropoda; Insecta; Coleoptera; Chrysomelidae. The record is from the annotation of a GenBank genome assembly.